This is a messenger RNA of Umbelopsis ramanniana AG, 1178 nucleotides long. RefSeq lists its product as uncharacterized. The record is from RefSeq and is a predicted model, not a curated record. The coding region runs from base 62 to 1069 and encodes 335 amino acids. The transcript has 5 exons. NCBI's taxonomy places the organism in Eukaryota, Fungi, Mucoromycota, Umbelopsidomycetes, Umbelopsidales, Umbelopsidaceae. Gene Ontology annotation, molecular function: signaling receptor activity. Gene Ontology annotation, cellular component: membrane.
AUCCUUUAUUCCACUACCCAACUGAACCACACGUCUUUUCUCCCCCCUUCCCAUGUAUUAAAUGACCACAUCACCCAUAGAAUACGACAAUGUGGAUAAAGGUUCCAAAGAUGCAUCGCUGAUGGCUUGGGAUGAAUCAACUGAAACCAUUGCCAAUGACCAACAUGUAACUGAGGUACACAUAGAAAUUGCACAAGACGACAAAUUUCCUCAGCAACGCACUGUAGCGUUUGAAAAAGUACCGGUAUGGAUGCAGGACAAUGCCCUUAUUACCGAUGCCUAUCGACCACCACUCUUUUCCUAUAAGCACUGCCUGAAAAGUCUUUUUUACCAACAUAACGAGUCCGUCAACAUCUGGUCCCAUUUGCUGGGUGUGAUCCUCUUCAUCAUCAUUGGCAUUUUUUCUUGGUUCGUCUUCUUAGCCCCUCUGAGACCGGUACUUGGAUCGGCCGAUAUAGCUGUAUUUUACAUCUUCAUUCUUGGUGCCAUGGUGUGCAUGAGCAUGAGUUCAAGCUUUCAUUGCUUCAUUGCCCAUAGCGAAACGGUAUGCAUGUCUUGGGUUAGAGCCGAUUAUCUAGGGAUCGUUACCCUGACUCUUGGAUCGUAUUACCCCACUAUCUAUUAUGGGUUUUACUGUCAGAGAACAAUUAUGAUCGGCUACAUAUCCGCUAUUACCGUGAUUGGAGCUGCAACGAUCGCUGUCACUUUGAUGAAAACGUUCCGCACUCCACACUACCGCUGGCUUCGAGCUGGCUGUUUUUUGGCUCUUGGCUUGUUUGGUUUGAUACCCGUCAUUCAUGCCGGCACUAUCUACAAAUUACCCUUAUCGUUCGAGACAAUGUCGUUGGGCUAUCUACUGGGUAUGGGCGCGACGUACAUUGUCGGCGUGUUGAUUUAUGGCUUUAGAAUACCCGAAUGCUUUUGGCCAGGCAAAUUCAAUAUUUGGUGCGCAAGUCAUCAAUUAUUCCACUUUUGUGUGGUGAUUGCUGCUGUUGUUCAUUACCUAGGCGUCAUCAACAUGAUGCAAUAUUGGAACACGGACGACCACUACAAGUGUAGCCAGUUUUGAUCAACUGGUUUCUUUCACGCACGGAUCAACGAAUGGGCCGGCGGCCAUAAUUGACUUUUUUACAUGUGGCUCUUCAUGUCAAGUAUACCAUCCCCCCGCUUUGUACAAU